CUGAACGUGUUGCCGUGUGUUGCAGGGAAAGAAAAAAAAAAGGUCUUGGUGUUUGCUGUUAUUCGAGGAUAAAGUCUUCUCGGACGCUUUCUAAUUGAAUUAGAGCAGUGCGUCCAUUGGCUAUGGAGAGGGCUGGUGCCCCCGCAUGCCUCUUCAAAAGCUCCUCCCCUCUCGCUUACAAUCAGUUUGGUGUGUGGAGAACUACGUCUUAUAAGAGCCGCUGAACAUCCCAUGUCCAGCCCAUAAUCUGAUCUGAAAAUCCGUAGGUGAGGAGAAGGUUUCACCCCCUUCCAUCAGCCGUCAGGGAGGGAGGCGCGCAGAGACAGAAACAACCAGGGCGCCGGUGGUUUGUGUCGCCUCCUUGGCUUGAGAUCCACUCUCUGGAAACUCUUUCAAACUUAUUUAUUGCAAGAUCUAAACAAUGCAGUUAGAGAACAUCCUACCCAACGCCAGCAUCAAUUUACCCAAGACAUUUUACAAUCUUUCCUCGUCGGACAGUGCCAACAACAGCCCGAGGCCGUCAUCGCAGCUCGACUACCAAGAGGUGGACCGGACGGAAUCAGAGUCCAGCAGCGCUCCUAAGAAAUAUCUGAGCGGGGUGGGGAACGGGAUGCUGGGUGAGGGCGAGGGGGACACUUUCACUAAAACCGUGGCCGAUGGGAGGAAAGGCUCCCCGGUGCUCGGUGAGGACGAGUUGACGAGCGGUCGGCGGUACAACAUAGACGAACUUGGGUCUGACAGAUACUUCAUCUCGUCGUCCCAGGCGAGUUCCGACAUGGCGAGCCCCUGUUCCCUCUUUCCUUACGCAGGACAGACCGGGUCGGUGUACACCGGCUCCAGCAGCUCCAGGUACCCGGCCUCGCUUCAUUACGGAUCCGUCCUGCCUCCAACAGGCUUCUCCUCCUCGUCCGUGUGCAGCGGCCGGAGCCAGUUUAGCAGCGGAGGGUACCAAUUCAGCCAAGGUCCGGGCUGUUUGUACCCCUCCUAUCCUGGGACGGGGACGGGGAUUGGCUCCAUGUCGCUGCCGGGGUCUGCCGCCGGAGCCAGGGCGCAGGUCUACCUGUGCAACCGGCCUCUGUGGCUCAAAUUCCACCGGCACCAGACCGAGAUGAUCAUCACCAAACAGGGCAGACGGAUGUUCCCAUUCCUCAGUUUCAACAUCACUGGCCUGAACCUCACGGCCCAUUACAAUGUCUUUGUAGAAGUUGUUUUGGCUGACCCGAAUCACUGGCGCUUUCAGGGAGGAAAGUGGGUCACUUGUGGGAAAGCAGAUAAUAAUAUGCAAGGUAACAAAAUGUAUGUUCAUCCUGAAUCUCCAAACACUGGUGCUCACUGGAUGAGGCAAGAAAUCUCUUUUGGCAAGUUGAAGCUGACCAACAAUAAAGGGGCCAACAACAACAACACACAGAUGAUAGUCUUGCAGUCGCUUCAUAAAUACCAACCGCGGCUGCACAUUGUGGAGGUGACGGAAGACGGAGUGGAGGACAUGAGCAACGAGGCCAGAACUCAAACGUUCACCUUCCCAGAGAACCAGUUUAUAGCCGUCACUGCUUACCAGAACACAGAUAUCACACAGCUGAAAAUAGAUCACAACCCCUUUGCAAAAGGCUUCCGGGACAACUAUGACUCGAUGUACACAGCCCCAGAGAGUGACAGGUUGACUCCGUCCCCUACAGACUCCCCUCGCUCCACUCAAAUUGUCCCCGGGGCCCGCUACGCCAUGCAGCCUUUCUUUCAGGACCAGUUUGUCAACAACCUGCCUCAGAACCGCUUCUACACCAGCGAACGGGCUGUCCCCCAAACCAACAGCCUUCUCUCCCCACAGAGCGAGGACGUCAGCGCCGCCGCCUCCGCCCAGCGUUGGUUUGUCCCUCCAGUCCAGCAGCCGGGCUCCAACAAGCUGGAUCUGUCGUAUGAUAAUGACUAUUCCACCAGCAGCCUGCUGUCCUACGGCAUUAAGCCCCUGUCUCUGCAGACGUCCCACGCCCUCAGCUACUACCCAGACUCUGCCUUCGCCUCCAUGGCGGCAGGCUGGGGCACCAGAAGCUCUUACCAGCGCAAGAUGACCACUGGCCUGCCCUGGUCCCCUCGUCCAAGCCCCCCAGCCUUCCCGGAGGAUCAGCUGGGGGCCACUAAAGACAAGCUGCCGGAGGAGAGCGCACCGCCAGCCUCGACCUGGAUUGAGACGUCCCACUCACUGAAAUCGGUGGACUCUACCGAUUCUGGCGUGUACUCGGUGGUGUGCAAGAGGCGCAGGAUGUCCCCUGGGGGCUCGAGCACAGAGAACUCCCCAACCAUCAAGUGUGAGGACUUGACUACGGAAGAGUACAACAAGGACAACCCCAAAGGCAUGGGUUAUUAUGCAUUCUACACAAGCCCCUAAGACUGUAUUUAUUGAAACUUAAUAUAAUUCUUUUGUUUGAGUGCUCUCCAUUCCUUGUUAAUGUCUUUUUUCUCUUUUCUCUAAAGGUGCCAAAGCUUAGUGUUCCCCCAAGCAAGCUGCACAAGGUUAUUUUCCCAGGCCAGCCCCUCUCACAUACCUGAGCAGAAACAUGCAUAGUGAUUGUUGUUUUUGAAAAAAAAAAAGCAUGUCCCUCUUUUUAUUCAUUUAUUUUUACAACUUUUUAUUUUUUACAAAUGUGAUUUUUUCCCCCCCUGCGUAUUUAAGUCAUUUUCGUUGUACAGUAUUCGUGCACUUUAGAAUGUGAUGUAUCUUGUACAAAUUGUCUUCAUGGAGGUGUUAUUAAAUGGAUAAUAAAACAG
This is a messenger RNA of Plectropomus leopardus (leopard coralgrouper), 2763 nucleotides long. It is a transcript of the gene eomesa, whose product is annotated as eomesodermin homolog a. Lineage: Eukaryota; Metazoa; Chordata; Actinopteri; Perciformes; Serranidae. The record is from RefSeq and is a predicted model, not a curated record. Gene Ontology annotation, cellular component: chromatin; nucleus. Gene Ontology annotation, molecular function: DNA-binding transcription factor activity, RNA polymerase II-specific; RNA polymerase II cis-regulatory region sequence-specific DNA binding. Gene Ontology annotation, biological process: mesoderm formation; regulation of transcription by RNA polymerase II; endodermal cell fate specification.